This is a messenger RNA of Poeciliopsis prolifica (blackstripe livebearer), 5371 nucleotides long. It is a transcript of the gene tes, whose product is annotated as testis derived transcript (3 LIM domains). The record is from RefSeq and is a predicted model, not a curated record. The coding region runs from base 130 to 1824 and encodes 564 amino acids. Gene Ontology annotation, molecular function: zinc ion binding. Lineage: Eukaryota; Metazoa; Chordata; Actinopteri; Cyprinodontiformes; Poeciliidae. The transcript is spliced from 7 exons.
CUCAGCGCGAGCAGGACUUGAGAGAGCGGAAAGCGGGUGUUUCUCCUCUCUGUCCCGGUUUGUUACUUUCUGGGGAGUGCUCCUUCAGACUGAUUUCCCGCCUCGUACACAUAGACAGCAAACAGCAAGAUGGAGAUCGAGAAGGAAAUGAAGAAGGUGACUCUGGGCCACGAGUUUGGUGCCGGAGCGGCGUGCUUAAAAUGCAAAGACAAAUGCGAGGGAUUCGAGCUGCACUUCUGGAGGAAAAUUUGUAGGAACUGUAAGUGCGGCCUCGCAGAACAUGAUGUGUCGAUGAACUCGGAGGAGAACAAGAAGGUUGGCAAGCUGUUUGAAGACACUAAGUACACAGGGCUCAUAGCCAAACUGAAGACAGAUGGCAUCCCCAGGUACCAGGGAAACAUGGUGACCAUCACUCUGCCCAGCCCCACCACUGCUUGCACAGUGCCCCCUGUGGCUUCCUCUACGAUGGUACCUCCUUCCCACACAGCGGUGUACGCACAGCCUGCUGUUACCUCUCCUGGGCCGGUGCCCAUUGGCUCUCCAGCACAAGCCCAGGGGAAGCCUCUUCUGUCUACACACGUCAUCAUCACUCCAGUCAAGGCUAACAAGGUGCCGGUCACUGCCAACGCUACAGCAGCCAAUGUGCUUCCAGUCCCCAAAGAUGUUUCAAUGAAAUCCAUCACCUAUGAGUGGGCACCACCAGUGGCCAACAAGCAUCUGGCGGUGCAUUACAUUGAACUGCUUCCACCUGAGAAGCGUCCAGUUGCCGGGACGCAGGGGGCCGCUUACCGCCGACAGCAGAUGGAUCGCCAGCUGCCUGACCACGACCAGGACCCGUCCAAGUGCCAUGAGCUGAGCCCUGAGGAGGUGAAGCAGAUGCAGCAGUAUGUCCGUAAAUGCAAGGACGAGGCCUUGGGCGUUGGAGAUGUCCUGCUGCCUGAGGAGGUGGCUCAGAUUCAGGCAGGUGGAGCGGGUGCAGCAGCUGCUGGUUCUGGAGGUACACCUGGGAGGGCUGGUUUUGGUUCUGCAGCAGCUGGUGUUGGAGGGGCUGGAAAUGUACCAGGUUUUGGAGCUGGUGGUGCCAAUUCUGGGCCAGUUCUUGCAGGUUCUGGUGUUGGUGGUUUUGGACCUGCAGGAUCUGGAUCCACUCCAGGGUCUGGGACUGAUCAGUCUGCUGGUCUGGGACCAGCCAGAGGGUCCCUGGGUACCGCUGCCACUGCUGGAGCCAUCAAUGCUGGACUGCCACAGAAGAACUUUUCAUGCCAUCACUGUAAGAAGCCAAUGCUGCUGGGUGAGCCAGCCGUAUAUGCGGAGCGUGCCGGCUACGACAAACUGUGGCACCCGGCGUGCUUUGUGUGCUGCACCUGCAGUGAACUGCUGGUAGACAUGAUUUACUUCUGGAAGAAAGGCAAGAUGUACUGCGGACGUCACUAUGGAGACAGCGAGAAGCCCCGAUGUGGUGGCUGUGAUGAGCUGAUCUUCAGUAAUGAAUACACUCAGGCAGAGGGACAGAACUGGCAUCUGAAGCAUUUCUGCUGUUUUGACUGUGACUGCAUCCUGGCUGGAGAGACAUAUGUGAUGGAGAACGACAAGCCCAUCUGCAAACCCUGUUACAUGAAAAACUUUGCUGUGAAAUGUGCUUCAUGCCAGAAGGCAGUGGAGCCUGAGGCUCAGAGAGUUUCCUAUGGCGAGCACCACUGGCACGCCAAGCCGGACUGCUUCAAGUGCUCUGGUUGCACCAAGUGCCUGAUUGGCCAGCGCUUCAUGGCAGUGAAGAACUGCCUGUUCUGCUCUGUGGAGUGCAAGAAGAAAGUCAUGGCAUAGACCGUCCUAUCUGUCUUCCAGAGCAGAGAGAACAACAGUUGGGUUAACAUGUUGGUGUGCCUGUUCCCUUUAACAUAGAAAGCUACUGCAGGAGUGUCUUCAAGUCAGGGUAAGGGGUUGAGGUUGACUUGCACUGAUUUUGUUUACAGUUUUUACUUUUAACUAAAGUCGUGCCCAUAUUUUAACAUAUACUACCCCCAGGUAUUCAUUUCGUACUUCUUUAAGACUUUACAUUGUCUUUCCAACCCUGAGCUGGAAAGUAGUAAAAAUGUAGACAAUAGCAUCAUGUUCUGGCUCUAAGCAUUGCUGAAUUGCCACAUCUCUGAUUUAGAGUGCACAUGUAACAUGUGUUUUUCAUGUCACUCAUUGUACAUGAUAAUGUGGUUUAGAAAAACACUGCAGAAUUGAUUUAACACCUGUCUGCUGUCUCAUCCCGCACUCCACCCUUCACUGUAUAGCACUCCACAUUGUGCAAAUGUUUCACUGCUUGUUUUAUUCUCAGAAUAAAAAUAACAUAAAAUCCUAUAGCUACAACUGACAGCAAACAUCUCACCCUGACAGUUUGAGGACAGAUAUUUUCUUUAUCACAUAAUGAGAGUCUAACAGAAAACAACAUUCUAAGAAAAUCACAGAAACGUUAAGGAUUUUUUUAAAACUCCUUUUGACUUGGACAUUUUUAUGGCUCCUUGUUGUACUACUCUAGUAGUGUCAAAAUUCCAGUGAACCUUCAGAUACUAAAGCAGGCCCUUUGCUAAUCUUUAUUGAAUGAUGUUUUAUUCAAAAUAGAACCAGCAAGGAUUUUCCAUUAUAACUUUUAACAUUAGAGGACUCAUUAUUGUAAGAUAUACAGCAAACCUAGACUUAUAACAGGCAAUCAGCACAUUUCAGACAAUAUGUUUUCUGUCAACAUGUGCUCAGUUGAAUAAUGGCCUUCAUAGCCAAAGUUUGAUUGAUUUUUAGUCAUUCUUGACCGCUAACAUGCCCCUCACAUAACAAUAUAUCUCCUGCCUUUUCAGUGUAUACACAAGUCUAUGUAACUGAUACGUUAUCAUUUGGUUUACAAGAGAAUUUGCCUCUAUAGCCAUGCUUCUUCAUUUAUAACAACCAUGUGACCCCUGAGUGAAGUUGUCAAAUGUUUGUGCAGCAAAAACUUUCAUUUGUGCUGCUAGAAUUUUAAGGAUAUUGUUUCCAGAGGUCAUGAAACAAGGCGGUCCACAUUUACAAAACCAAACAAAACAUGUCAAUCAACUGCUACUUUUGUGGAGCAAACAUUUUUAUUUAUGCUGUAAUUUUUUAGAUACAAAAAAAAGUUUCCAGUUUCCUCACCUAACAACACUAACAUAUCAAACAAAACUGAUAUAAAUUGUGCUGUGUUUGUGCAGCUGAAAUAUUAGUAGCAUGGUUGGUAACAAAUUUGCUUGAUUUUUGCAAAUUUUGACUGACAGUUAACGUUUGACCUUUGGAAAUAUUUAUCUUUGAAAUGGUAGCGGUACAAAUGACAAUUUUGACUGAACAAACAUUUCACACCAGUUUGGUCUAAUUUGAAGAGGAUGGAUGGUGGAACUUCACUCAGGACCAUCUGGCCACUUGAGGGCUCUCUUUAUAGAGCAUUAAACGUUCAUUGGAAAUUUUAUACACAUGGUCUCAAUACGCAUGUAAUGUACAAAUUAUUGGUCUGCCAUAGGAGACAUAGUAUCUAGCUGCAAUGGAAGUUGAUGUCUGAAAUGAGCGUUUCUUCAUGUUUAAACCCACGUAAAACACAUUUUCUGACGCACCAACAUGAACUGAGUUUGACAGCAGCCUUACUUUGACAACUGGGAGAGCGUUGACAUUUCCUUGCUGGAAACGGUAGCAGUAACCAUGAUAGUGAGGUGGAAAAAAUGUUACAAUGUGGAAGCUGCGUACAAUUCAAGGAAACUCCAUCUCUCAGGAGGCCAUUUUCUGAAACAGCAGCCACCUAAAAGGUGCUCUGCUUUUUCCCCUCUUUCAACCACAGCUCUGUCCGUUGAUGAGAGCAAGUCGCCUCACCAGCUCUGAGUUCAGUCUGUCGUCAUUCCUCGUUGUCAUUGUGCCUCCAUGUUGCUGGACUGUUUUCACCAUCACUUUUGAUCUAAUAGAAGAGCUGCCUUUGAUCUUGGCAAACUUAGCAGGAUUAGAACACGGGAAAAGGCUUUUGUGACUCUGAGAUUUGCAUGUGAUUUGCUUUAUGCUUGAAUGUCGAUGAGCUGCAGUUUAAUCUCUAACUGGAAUUUGUAUCUUGCUAAGCAAAUUUGUUCAACCACCUUUAUGAUCUAAAUUGGAGAUGGGUGCUGUAUUGUUUCUGGAGGUUGCAUAAGAUGGAACAGUUUUAACCUAGAUUUAACCUUGAAAAAUAAGAUGAUCCUCCAGGUUUUCUUAAACCUCUCACGGGGGUGGUCCCAUCAGACUGUCAGUUUCCAAAACCACACAAAAAUGGAAACCUUGUAAAAGGGUAAAAAGCCUCUGCAGGGUCCCACUGACCCCAUUUCUUUUUGUAGAAUUACAAGAAUGCAGACCCUAGCCAGAGUGGAAACAGUGAGCCAGAUUCUUAUGAAGAGAGAUUAGCUAAUCUGGUACAGAUUUCGUAAGUUUUGUCUUUUUAAAUUUAAUUUUCUUGUGGAACAUCAGCAAUGAACAAAGUCUUUCCUGAUUUUAGACAUGGAGCCCAGCACAGCGGCCAUGAGAAUUGAGAAAACCAAUCCCAAGGUUUGUCUGGGUUGAUGUUGACUUGGGCACCAGAUAACUAAAACUUGAGAGCAUCUGCUGCUGUUACACUGAACAUUAGUACAGCUAUCUGCUGCAAGGCUUUUGCAUCACAGAGUUUUACAUCACUAGGUAAAAUAUUAGUGAAGUAGAUUAGUUAUUUUUUUACACCCGAACCAUAUUGAGAAAAUAUGAACAUUUUAAGAACAGUUAUUUGAGUAAUUUAUGCAUUAUGAACAUCAUGGUAAUCUUUUCUUGUUUGGAAGAAAGAACAUUUCGAAAGGUAGAGAAUUUGAAUCCAGGACCUUCUUGCUGCAAAACAACAGCAUCAGUAAGUUAAUUACUAAGCAACCAAAGCAGGACAUGGUGAGCAAAAAUUUUAGAAAGAACUCCAAAUAUUUGGAGUUUUGCCAGUGAUAUCAAUUUAAUUAACUUUUCUAGUAAAUAGUGGUGAAUUUUCAAGCUUGAAUUAAGAUUUUCUACAGUUCAGGACUUAGUAAAUAUUACAAAAAAAGGGAAAGGCAUGUGUGUAACAACAUUCUUGGAGUGGCAAAUGACUCAAACUUCAGUUUCAGAUGAAUGUGUUAAGUAUGAAGACUUUCAUAGAAACUAAACUUAAACAACUGUUUAAACAUUGAAAGUAAAUAUUCUUAAUGUUUACAUUUCUUUAAAACAUAGAAAAUAAAGAUUAAUGUUUACAUUUGUUUAAACAUUUAAAAUGUUUGCAAACUUUACUGAUAUUCUGCUAACGUCGAGAAGACGCACUUUCCCAAUUGCUGUAUUCCCAUUAAAUAAGAAAUGCAAUUAAAAUAUCAGUUUCCUGUCA